This is a messenger RNA of Aspergillus melleus, 1020 nucleotides long. Its product is annotated as zinc-binding alcohol dehydrogenase family protein. Bases 1 to 1020 code for a protein of 339 amino acids. The transcript has 3 exons. NCBI's taxonomy places the organism in Eukaryota, Fungi, Ascomycota, Eurotiomycetes, Eurotiales, Aspergillaceae. Gene Ontology annotation, molecular function: oxidoreductase activity, acting on NAD(P)H. The record is from RefSeq and is a predicted model, not a curated record.
AUGCCACCUCUCAACGAAGCUGCCUGGAUUCUGAAGCCAAAAGAUGAUCUCAAGCGAUCCACCGCGGCCUAUAACCCCCCUUUAGAAGGUGAAAUUGUGAUCGAGAACCGCGCUAUUGCAAUACAACCUUUCGAUGCCAAUGUCCGGGCCCGAGCAUACAUCGAUGUGCCCUACCCAUUCAUCUUGCGUAAUGGAGUUGCUGGUAUUGUCCAUGACGUCGGCCCGUCAGUAACUAGAUUCAAAAAGGGCGACCGCGUCGUGUCCGAUACGCCUACUUACCAGCUCAAACAGUCUAAGUACGGGGGUUGGCAGAUAUUUGUCGUGAGUAGAGAGGCCACGACCGCUAAGAUACCGGCAAGCACAACUUUUGAGGAUGCUGCCGCAAUACCGUUUGCGCUAUUAACAGCUGUUUCUGCGUUGCACUUACACCUGGGCAUGGGGAAACCCGGAAUGAAUUGCAAAGGGAAAGCAUUAAUUUGGAGUGGUAGCGGAUCUGUGGGAGGUUACGCUGUUCAAUAUGCUGCCAGUGUCGGUUACGAAGUUGUGGCAACUGCUUCCUCGCGAAAGUUCGAGUAUGUCCGUGGUCUUGGGGCUUCUACUGUUCUCGACUACAAGGAUGAUGAGAUCGUCUCAAAACUGAAGAGCUUCGGCCCUUACGACUAUAUCAUGACGGCUUCGGGUGACGCGAAAGGUUCAAGCGCCUUAAGUGAAAUCCUGCAACCGGAUGGUGGAACAUUUGCCUCUGUCCGCCCGCAAAGCAGUGAAAUGAAUCUGGCUAAGAAUGUCCAUUUAGUCUACGAUUUUUUCAGCAUGACUACUCAGAAGCCGGAAAAUGGUGAGUUUACGGAAUGGUGGUAUGGUGACUACCUCCCCGGGGCUCUGGGUGGAAACGUGACCCCCACACCCUUGGAAAAGCGAACUGGUGGCUUGAACAGCAUUCAAGUUGCUUGUACCGACGUCUUGGAAGGGCGCAGCCCGAAAAAGCUAGUUUUAGACCCCCAGGAGGAUGAUGGUAUUUGA